Molecule: messenger RNA, 7376 nt
Organism: Xenopus laevis (African clawed frog)
Lineage: Eukaryota; Metazoa; Chordata; Amphibia; Anura; Pipidae
Gene: gatad2b.L
Product: transcriptional repressor p66-beta
Exons: 11
Coding region: 17-1984 (655 amino acids)
Source: RefSeq, a predicted model, not a curated record
UGCCUUUUAUUGGCUAAUGCUUAAACACCGCCUUCCUACUCCAAUUCCGCGCCAGGAGCCUCCAAUGAAGUGCCUGCUUGUGCCUGCUGGGCGGGUCCCCGGGCUUUGGCUCUCGCCCAAUCAGAGUCAUUGUUUGUGUGUGGCCGGUGCCUGCCGCAGUAAGAAGAGCCGCACGGAGCCCAGACGCCGCCGCUGCUCUCAGGUGAGACCGGGGAUCCAAGGCCUGAGGAUGGACAGAGUGACAGAAGACUCCCUUCGACUCAACCUCCUGAAGAGGGGUCUGGAGCAGCCUGAUGAUCGAGAGGAUGUCCUGGCCAAGCAGCUGAAGAUGGAGGGACAUGAGGCCAUGGAGAGGCUGAAGAUGCUGGCUCUCCUUAAGAGGAAGGACCUUCCGGGCCUUGAGUUGCCCCAUGAACAUCCGGCCAAACAGGACGGGCUGAAAAUGUACGAGGAGAAGCUGAAUGGCAGCUUGCGGCCUCAUGGGGAUGGUCGGACAAUGGGAAGGCACGGCAAGGAAAACAUCAUUGAGGAGCCAGUAGAUAUGAGCUCCAGGAGAAGUGAGCAGGAUCGAGGGGUGCUCACCCCAUCCCCAGAUAUCAUUGUGUUGUCGGACAACGAGGCCUCCAGCCCCCGCUCUGCCUCCCGAUUAGAAGAAAGGAUCAAGGUGGCCAACCUAGAUAUGUUUAAGGGGAAGAAUAUGGAGGAGCGUCAGAAGCUGAUCAAGGAGCUGAGGGAUGAGCUGAGGCUGGAGGAGGCCCGGCUGGUUCUACUGAAGAAGCUCCGACAGAGUCAACUCCAGAAGGAGAACGUCCUGCAGAAGAAUCCAGUGGCCCAAAACGCUGCUACCAUUGUCCAACCGUCGCCUGCCCACGUGGGCCAACCUGGCCUGUCCAAAAUGCCCUCCCGGCCGGGGCUUCCAGGUCUGGAUACCCAGAGUAUGCGGAGUGUACCGACUCACAGUGUCAUUAGAACGGCCAACUCGGCGCAUCCUCACAUGUUACUGUCCCAGAGGGUCAUUGCCCCCAACCCUUCACAGAUGCCAGGCCAGUGUGGGCCCCCCAAAGCCAACCUGAUCCGCAGCAGCACCCCGAGUAUAAUCCAACCCAUCAGCUACCCGCAGACCAGCUCUACAAUCCAAUGCCAGCGCUCCGCCUCCUCCUCCAUCUACAUGAACCUCGGCUCCCACAUGCCCCCUGUCAACCGAGUGUCGUCCCCACUUCCCAGCCCAAGUGCCAUGACGGACCCUGUAAGUUCACAGGCGGCUGCUAAACUCGCCCUCCGCAAGCAGCUUGAGAAGACCCUCCUAGAGAUCCCGCCCCCGAAGCCCCCGGCUCCUCUACUCAACUUCCUGCCCAGUGCGGCCAAUAGCGAAUUCAUCUACAUGGUGGGACUGGAGGAGGUGGUGCAGAGCGUCAUAGACAGUCAAGUGAAAGGCUGCUCCUCCCUCCUGCACAUGGAUCCAUUCACCUGCGCUCAGUGCAGAACAGACUUCACUCCUCACUGGAAACGGGAGAAGAGCGGGAGGGUCCUGUGUGAGCAAUGCAUGACGUCCAAUCAGAAGAAAGCACUGAAGGCGGAGCACACCAAUCGGCUCAAGAAUGCCUUUGUCAAAGCCCUGCAGCAGGAGCAGGAGAUUGAGCAGCGAUUACAGCACCAGGCGUCCUUGUCCCCUGGCACCCCACCUACUGUCUCCUCCAAGCAGGACAACAUGAUAAGGCAUCACAGCCUGCGGCAGGCCACACAGUCACACAAUUCGCUGCAGCGAGGUCUCACCAACGCCAGGGCCAUGCUCUCUAACUUCGCUCAGGCACCGCAGCUUCCUGUUGCCGGCGGGUUACUGGCCAUGCCAGGAGUUAACAUUGCGUAUCUGAACGCUGGAAUGGGGGGCCACAAAUCCACCAGCCUGGCAGAUCGACAACGUGAAUACCUUCUGGACAUGAUCCCCCCACGUUCCAUAUCGCAACCCAUCAGUGGUCAGAAAUAGCCCUUCUAUGCACUGACCCCUCCCCUGCAGCGACUUCCCCAUGGCGUGACCCGGUGAGUGGACUGAACCAGCUCCAGACACAGAGUAAACCCGGCCGCACCCCCAAGCAGCGUAUUAAGGAUUUUAAGUGUUUGUGCUUUACCCCCCUCGGACUCGGCUUCGUUCAUUUUUGUCUUUUUUAAUCUGAUUUUUAUUUUUGCUGGUGACACAAGCUUUCUAUGAUGUUUUAUUUCCCCUUUCUUAUGAACUUUGUGCUGAAAGUGACUGGCCGGGGGCCAUAUGGGUGUUUUUUCAUAAAGAAAAAAAAUAUUGAAAUAUCUGCCAACAUGAUCGUCCGAUGGAUUGGAACGGCCUCUUCGUGGAUGUUGGGGGUCAGGCAGUUGAGUGGUCGUCAGAUGAAGGGCAGGUGCUAAUGGGGGGUAACUUUUUAUGGAAAUUCAAGAUGGCCGUCCAGUGGCGCAGACUGGUGCCUCAGAGUUCUGAUUUCUGUUAAAGUGAAACUUUCCUUGUUUUCCCUGGGAGCGCUACUUUGUGGCCCCGCCUUUCCUGCUCACCGAUGCUGCCACCGCCUCCUCCUCUCUGGAGGCGCAGUAUGAUGUCAUCAUUCAGGGCUUAUCCUUAAAGGAGAGGCAUUACCCCCCCACCAUCGCCUCUAUUUGCACUACGGACCUAUGAGACUUAAAGAGGAGCCAGUGGUACUUUCAUGGACUACCAGCCACUCCUCCCUGUCCCUUGGAAUUGACCGUUCCACCUGGAUUUGUGGCAUAACCAGACCUGGCAACGGUUUCACCCCAGAUGCACUUCAUAACAUACAACCUCUUCAGGCACAAAAGAUCAGCUUGGGGUCUGGUCAUGUGUCAAGGGGUGUGGGGUUUGAAGGAAAACAUUAGCCAUGGAGGGCUUUUAUCAUUGCCAGUAACCACUGCUGGGGCUGUUAGUAGUUGCCCCCUUUAUCCGAGUGCCAUCACUAUAAUGUCUGCACUGUGCCCCGGGGAAAUGCACAGGUUAAAUAUUCCCCAGUUGUAUUUCAAGCUGGACAACAAGAGUCCAACAAGCACUUAGCCCUUUGAAUACAGAGAGGUCACAUGACCAUAAGCUAACCCGCGAAACAAAUCAGUGUUCAACUCCAGGCGGACAUGGCCAGAUUCCUAGCCGACCCCUGAGCUUCUUCCUGUGGAAAAACAAAAGUAUUUAGUACACAGGUUAAAUAUUGACUUUAUGAUGGAUUCAUUGUGAGGUCUUAAAGUACAGUCAAUGGUUUGAUGGGGUAGUUACCCUUUGAAAAUAAGUCUUUAAGGGUUUGCUAUUCUGAGCGAGUUCCUUUCAUUCCAUGCAGCAGUUCAGGUGGCACUGUUCUAUGGCACGCUAUGGAAAUAUACAUUCUUUCAGCGACACUGGCGAGAUAUGGUACAACCGGUAACUUCACGUGACAAAACCAACAGUGAUCUUCAAAAGAAGGUUCUCUCUGAUCCGUGCAACCUUCGUAAUGACCUCGAUUUGCUUUACAACUUGAGUUUGAGCCGUAAAAAAGCAAAUUCUUUCUAAACGCUGUUCUGUCGGAGCCGAGGUGGGUUGAGGAGAAAGGGGUGUUUGGGAAGAGGGCGUGAACUUAAUGGGCUCCCCGAGGAAUGAUGUUUUGCAACACUUAGUGAAGUUGAAUAUUCAAGGAAGAAUAGUUUGAAGGUUAACAAGAGUGCAGCAAGGUGGAGUUUAGACAAUGGUUGGGGCAAAAACAAGACCGCCCACCUGCUGUUGUCCAAAUUCCAAUAAAUCAUCCCCUGCCGCUAUGCAUUGGCGCACGUGCGGAGAUGAUGUACUACCUGACUCCACAUCCACGUGUCAAACCAAGCCAUGGUGACUUUUUACAUUCCUCAUGUGGACCUUCGAUCAUGUAGAUCUUACUCAAGGUCGCACCCCAGUAUCGUUAUCCAAGGACAAAGUUCAGUAUUUCCCUUCCAAACCCCCUUCUUUCUCUCUAUAGGAAGGAACUCAGUAUUUCCCUUCCAAGUUCCAUCACACGAGGGUCCAGCUCAGUAUUUCCCUUCUACUCCUUUCUCCCAAGGAAGCAGUUCCAGUUCUAUCACCCAAGAAACAAGCUCAGCAUUUCCCUUCCAAGUUCUAUCACCCAAGGAUCAAGUUCAGUAUUUCCAUUAUUUCCCUUCAAAGUUCUAUCACCCAAGCAUCAAGCUCAGUAUUUCUCUUCCAAGUUCUAUCACCCUAGGAUCAAGCUCAGUAUUUCCGUUCCAAGUUCUAUCACCCUAGGAUCAAGCUCAGUAUUUCCGUUCCAAGUUCUAUCACCCUAGGAUCAAGCUCAGUAUUUCCGUUCCAAGUUCUAUCACCCAAGGGUCAAGCUUAGUUUUUCCCUUCCAAGCUCUAUCACCCAAGGAUCAAGUUCAGUAUUUCCCUUCCAAGUUCUAUCGCCCAAGCAUCAAGCUCAGUAUUUCCCUUUCAAGUUCUAUCACCCAAGGAUCAAGCUCAGUAUUUCCCUUUCAAGUUCUAUCACCCAAGUAUCAAGCUCAGUAUUUCCCUUCCAAGUUCUAUCGCCCAAGCAUCAAGCUCAGAAUUUCCCUUUCAAGUUCUAUCACCCAAGGAUCAAGUUCAGUAUUUCCCUUCCAAGUUCUAUCACCCAAAGAUCAAGUUCAGCCUUUCCCUUCUAAUCUUCUCUCCCAAGGAAGUAGCUCAGUAUUUUCUUUCCAAGUUCUAUCACCAAGCAUCAAGCUCAGUAUUUACCUUCCAAGUUGUAAUGGCCAAGGAAGCAGCUCAGUAUUUGCCUUCCAAGUUCUACCACCCAUGGAUCUAGCUCAAUAUUUCCCUUUCAAUGAUCCCAAGACAGCAGCUCUGUAUAUCAAUUCCAAAUUUUAUCCCCCAAGGAUCAAGCUCAGUAUUUCUCUUUAAAUGUUCUCAACCAAGGACACAACUCCAUAUUUUCCUUCCUGUUGACACUUCAUUUUAUACUCAUUCUUGUAGGUAACAGCCAUCCCAGUAUUGCUAGAUUAAAGUGCUACAAUGAUAUCCAGCAUCUCAUACCCCACUCUCUUAUGCAAUGACUUUAUUCUCCCUCCCGAUAACUCUCCGCUGAACUGUUGUAUUUUAGUGGUGAGGGAAGGUACCUUGAGAUUUCAUUUGUUUCUAUGAAAGUUAAAAUCUUUAUCUGCAGCCGUAACGUGCUAAUUUCGCUUCUGUUUCCAUGCCAGUGGCUCUUUCUUUUCUCUCUGUAUAUAAAGCUAUUUCUGGACAAGUAAAGUCAAAAUAAACUACAGAAAAAAAAAACUGUAUAUUGUGUAAAAAAUAAAAAAAGCAAAAAAAGGUCAAUUGAACCCACACGGACCAGAGUUUAAUAGUGUGCGACUUUGUCAUUGUAUAUUGUAGCGUGUGUGCACUGAACAAAAACGUGCAAAAGGCAGUGUCUGACUCAUGAGAACGUUUUGGGGACACAUUUUUACUAAAAAAAAUUAGUACCUUUAUACUGGAAGUGAAAUCAUUUUGUUUAGAAAGAAAUAUUCUGUAGAGAAACAGUUUGGCAGUUUGGCAGUUUGUUGAUUCGCUUCAAAUGUCUAACAAAAAGCUCACUUGCUCAAAGUGAAACAGUUCAUUGAAUACUGGAACUGGAUUCAUGAUUUUGUUUAGCACAAUGAAUUCAGAAGAAAAACAGUUCAUUGAUUCGCCUAAAUGUGUCCAACUAGAAAGUUCACUUGCUCAAAGUGAAACAGUUCAUUGAAUACUGGAACUGAAUUAAUGAUUUUGUUUAGCAAGAUGUAUUAAGAAGAAAAACAGUUCAUUAAAUCGCCUUAAUGUGUCCAACUAGAAAGUUCACUUGCUCAAAGUGAAACAGUUCAUUGAAUACUGGAACUGAAUUCAUGAUUUUGUUUGGCACAAUGUAUUCAGAAGAAAAACAGUUCAUUGAUUCGCCUAAAUGUGUCCAACUAGAAAGUUCACUUGCUCAAAGUGAAACAGUUCAUUGAAUACUGCAACCGAAUUAAUGAUUUUGUUUAGCAAGAUGUAUUAAGAAGAAAAACAGUUCAUUAAAUCGCCUUAAUGUGUCCAACUAGAAAGUUCACUUGCUCAAAGUGAAACAGUUCAUUGAAUACUGGAACUGAAUUCAUGAUUUUGUUUGGCACAAUGUAUUCAGAAGAAAAACAGUUCAUUGAUUCGCCUAAAUGUGUCCAACUAGAAAGUUCACUUGCUCAAAGUGAAACAGUUCAUUGAAUACUGGAACUGAAUUCAUGAUUUUGUUUGGCAAGAUGUAUUAAGAAGAAAAACAGUUCAUUAAAUCCACUUAAUGUGUCCAACUAGAAAAUUCCCAUGAUCAAAGUGAAACAGUUCAUUGAAUACUGGAACUGAAUUAAUUGAUUUUCUUUAGCACGACAUAUUCAGAAGUAAAACAGCUCAAUGAAUACUGGAAUUGAAUUAAGAGAUUUUGUUUAGCAAGAUGUAUUCAGAAGAAAAAACUCAUUGAUUUGCCUUAACGUGUCCCAGUAGAAAGUUCACUUGCUCAAAGUGAAACAGUUCAUCGUAUACUGAAUUAAUGAUUUUGUUUAGUAAGAUGUAUUAAGAAGAAAAACAGUUCAUUAAAUCGCCUUUAUGUGUCCAAGUAGAAAGUUCACUUGCUCAAAGUGAAACCGUUCGUUUACAACUGAAAUGAUUAAUUAAUUUUGUUUAGCAAGAUGUAUUUGGAAGAGAAACAAUUCAUUGAUUUGCCCUUGUGUCCAACUAGAAAUCUCAGUUCCAAUAUUCAAUGAAUUAUUUUAUUUAGGAGGAUGUAUUUGAGAGAUGUUUUUAAAAGAGAAACAGUUUAUUGAUUCGCCUUAAUGUGUCCAACUAGAAAGUUCACUUUCUCAAAGUGAAACAGUUCAUUGAAUACUGGAACUGAAUUCAUGAUUUUGUGUAACAAGAUGAAUUCAGAAGAAAAAACUCAUUGAUUUGCCUUAACGUGUCCAACCAGAAAAUUCACUUGCUCAAAGUGAAACAGUUCAUGCUUUCUGGAGUCAAUGAUUUUGUUUAGCAGGAUGAAUUUAGAAGAAAACCCGUUCAUUGCUUCGCCUUAAUGUUUCCACCUUGAAAGUGAAACAGUUCAUCCCGUUCACCUUAAUAUGUCUGACUAUAAAAUUCACUUCCACUGGCAUUUAUAUUGUCCCCUGUGUGACACUGCCUCUUGCACAGAUUUUAGUUGUCUCCCCCCCCCCAUGAAUUUGGGGCUCCAAAAUCCUGUUCAUGAAUCUAGGUUUAAGACUGCGUGUGGUUUUUAUCCACAAACUCGCCCGCAGUGGCCGAUAACCGGGAUAAGUGAAAUAAUACAUUUUUUGGAGAAAGGAUUUAAAAAAGAAAAAAACCUUUGUAAUAUUUAUCACUCACAAACUCCGUUUAAUAAAGAAAGGAACGGUUUAUAACUUUU